Molecule: messenger RNA, 1452 nt
Organism: Nannizzia gypsea CBS 118893
Lineage: Eukaryota; Fungi; Ascomycota; Eurotiomycetes; Onygenales; Arthrodermataceae
Exons: 6
Coding region: 1-1452 (483 amino acids)
Biological process (GO): transmembrane transport
Molecular function (GO): transmembrane transporter activity
Source: RefSeq, a predicted model, not a curated record
AUGGCGAAGCCAACACCUAAACUGCCUGUGCAGCAGUUUGUGAUAUUAGUUGUCUUCACAUCCGUCUUUCCAUACCUACCUGAAAUGGUCCGGACAUUCGGCGUUGUCGAAAGAGAUGUUGCAAAAUGGGUUGGCAUCCUCUCUGCCAUAUUCGCCUUGUGCCAAUGCAUCACUGCUGUCCCCUGGGGAAACCUGUCUGACCGAAUUGGCCGCAAGCCCGUAGUAUUAAUGUGUCUUUCUGCAACAAUGUUUUUUACGCUUCUGUUCGGAGUUUCUACUUCACUUCCCAUGGCUGUAUUGACGCGCGCAUGUCUUGGGUUCAGCAGCGGGAACGUCGGGAUUAUUCGAACUGUUGUGGCCGAGCUUGUCCCCGAGCGUGAGCUUCAACCUCGUGCCUUCAGUUUAAUGCCCCUAGUAUGGACUAUCGGGAGCAUUUUCGGUCCCGCGUUUGGAGGGGCCUUAGUGAAUCCGGUGAAAAAAUACCCAGAAAUAUUUGGAAAUAGCCAUUUUUUCAAAACAUACCCUUUUUCAUUGCCGAAUAUUCUCGCGGGAGGGUUUUUUAUUAUUGGAAUUGUUACGGGGUUUUUAUUCUUGAAGGAAACUCUGUCAUUCAAAAAGAAUGAUCGGGACUAUGGUCUCGUCCUUGGUAAAAUGCUAACAAGUACUUGCUGCGGCUGUGGGAGAAAACCGGAAAAAAAUCCCGGACAUAAAGACAACGAAUCCACGCCCCUUCUUGGUGACAGUCGGGCAUCGGUGUCAGGUGCUGGUAAGGAGCAGAAAAGGCAAAAUACCUCUGCUAAAUGGACGGAGGUUUUAACCUUCCAAUCUGUGAUAAUUCUCUCAAUAUACGCCUCGUUAGGGCUCCAUAGCGUAGCCUUCGACUCUGUGCUACCCGUGUUUUUGAACCAUCCAAGGCAGAAAAUGGAAAAUAACCCUGAUGUAAAGCUUCCAUUCAAGUUCUCUUCCGGAUUUGGGAUAGAUUCACAAGCCAUUGGUAUCUUGUUUACACUGAACGGAGUACUGAGUGCCGUGGUCUUUGCAUUCCCAUCAUCGAUCAUACUGCUUACAAACUCAGCUUCGAGUGUUUCUGUCCUUGGAACCUUGAAUGGUGUUGCCACGAGCGCUUCUGCUAUUGGUAGGGCCAUUGGUCCGGCUGCCUUGGGCGGUAUAUUCUCUGCUGGCGUCAAAGCAGGGUACAUGAUAAUACCUUGGUGGACCUUGGCUUUCAUAGCAGCAAUUAGCGCGCUUCCAGCCUUUUGGAUCAUUGAAACAGACGGCUUCGCAGGUAAUACUGAAGAACAAGAUAAUGAAGACAUAGUCGUGGCUAUCGGUGAUACGGAACAGGAUAGCCCACCCCUUCUAGAGGUGCAACCUGAAAAUACAGCCGGCCAAAGAGAGCUUAGCAAUUCAGACGGCAAAGCCGCAGAGGAUAAGACCACCCCAUCAGCCUGA